UCCAAGGCCAGUUGUCUCUACCGCUUUUAGAGAGAGAAAAAUUCGCCAAAAAUUAACUCCUACAGAGAGAAAGUGGAGCAGAGUAAGAAUCGAGGAGUGUGGGCGGUUCAGAUGCUGUGGAGAUGGGGAAACUGUCGCAACAGCAACUGCCAGUCGCACGGCAGCAGCAACAACGACAAGGCUCGACUGAGGAGGGUGGAGUCGGUUCUUCAAUCUUCUGCUGUCGGAGAUGUUCGGCGGCUUUCAACAGAAUUGCGAGAGAUUGCGGUUGUAAAUGCGUUUUUGUUUUGUUAUUAAGUGUUGCCGUGUUUGUUUAUGCCUUGUUUUCGGUCGUUCAUCUUUCAUCCAAGGAAAUUGGGUAUGAUGCAAAAGAUGCCAUCAAAAUUCGUGCCACAGUUCAAGCAUACUUAAGACUGCAGAAGCCUGUAGCACAGCUUCUGCCUCACAUUAAUGAGUUAGAAUAUGAUAUCUUUGGGGAGAUAGGUGUUCCUUCCACAAAGGUUGCUGUCCUAUCCAUGCACCGGGCAGGUUUAUCUAACAUUACGGAUGUGGUCUUUGGCGUCCUUUCUGAUCCACUGAGUGUUCCCAUUAAUCCAGUGUUCCUAAGCGUGCUCAAGUCAUCUUUUGUGGAGCUAUUUCUUCUACAGUCCAACUUGACACUGACUAACACAACUUUCGGAGAGCCCUCUUCAUUUGAAAUUCUGAAGUUUCCUGGUGGAAUCACAUUAAUCCCUGAGCAAUCUCCUUCAAUCUGGAGCGUACCACAGAUCCUCUUUAAUUUUACUCUUAACAACUCCAUAUAUGAGAUUAGAGAAAAGUUUGUUGAGUUGAAGACACAGUUGAAGUUGGGUUUGGAUCUGAUGCCUGAUGAGAUCGUUUACAUACAGGUAACAAACAAUAAUGGAUCUACUAGAGAUCCUCCAGUUGUAGUUGAAGCUUCAAUUACUUCAAACUGGGGGAUUCUGUUACCUCAGAGAAUGAGACAAUUGGCCAAAAAACUUAUGGGGUCUCCAAAAAAUCUUGGCCUUGACAUGUAUGUUUUUGGCAAAGUUAAGGAAGUCAGUUUAUCUUCUUCUCUAAAGCAUUCCCUUGACAUUUUGCCACCAACUCCAUCACCGUCUCCAUCUCCAUCCCCAGAUUUACCAUUUUAUGGAUCUGAUCCUCCAGCUCCUGCGCCUAACUUUCCUCUUUCAGCACCUUGCUCUAACUUUGAUGUAUAUGCACCUUCUGAUCCAAGCCCAGAGAAUGAUCUUGACUAUUUUUCUGCACCUUUACCAGCAGAAAAUGGCCCAAAGUGUCGUUCUGGGCUUUCUCCAAGUUAUUCACCAGUAUCUCAUGCCCAUCCACCUAGUCCUAAUAUAUCACCAAGUGCUUCUACUCCUUCCACAGGAUCUAUAGCACAGACUGGCCCUUCUCCUUUACCUGUAGUAUCUUUUGGUUCUGGUCGUGGCUGGGAAAAUGAAAAUGGCAGAAGAUUGGUGUCGCCACCACACUCAUUGCCCUCAAUCUCAGCUUCCUCUAUGUAUCCUGCGCUAUCCUCUCCCUACCAUAUCUGGUGGGUUUGCUUAUUCGGCCUCUUCAUAUUCCAUCUUCUUUCUUACCCAUUUUGAUGACACUUGUGCCGCAUUCUACUCAAAGUGGAGUUACCAGCAUGCGUCAUGGCAGGUUACAGUUUUGCUUUGGCUAGGAUGAUAAAAAGUUUGGCAGAAGGCUUUGGUUUGUAGGAAGACAAGGAAUGCUAGUAUACAUGAAUCAGAAAGUUGCAGGUUAAAGCCAUAAAGGUGGCUGGCCACUCUCUUUAAGUGUGAAAUAUUUGGACGGUAUUUUUCUGGGAUGAUAUUCCCGAAGGGAAUAACUCCUCAAGACAUUGAAGGCUGAUGAUGAAGUUACUACUACGACUCCACUGCAGUCUUUCAAGGAAAGCCUAAUUGAAAGCAGUGCAGGCUCUCCUUGAACAUCUGCAACGGGCUAACCACAAUUAUACAAAUACAUAGGAGAACUAGCUAGAUGAUCGCAAAUUAAUGUUCUUGAGUAUAUAUUUAUGCUAAUACCACUAUUAAGCAAUUGAGGAUGUUAAUUGCAGAUGAGUUUUCAUCC
This is a messenger RNA of Coffea eugenioides, 2097 nucleotides long. RefSeq lists its product as uncharacterized. NCBI's taxonomy places the organism in Eukaryota, Viridiplantae, Streptophyta, Magnoliopsida, Gentianales, Rubiaceae. The coding region runs from base 123 to 1610 and encodes 495 amino acids. The record is from RefSeq and is a predicted model, not a curated record. The transcript has 5 exons.